Soboliphyme baturini is the source of this 489-nucleotide messenger RNA. Lineage: Eukaryota; Metazoa; Nematoda; Enoplea; Dioctophymatida; Soboliphymatidae. The record is from the annotation of a GenBank genome assembly.
AUGAAAUUCGAAAUCAAGAGCGUUCCAAAAGAAUUUUCCAUCCAGGAGCAAACCCUUAUUUUAUCGGAGGUGAUUCGCCAUCGACCGGUCGGAAUCCAUCGCCAUUUCGCAAUGCUUUGCAUACUCGAUGGAUUGAAACGCGCCGGCGUCGAAUGCAGUAGCGAAAACGUUUGGAGCUACCUGAGAACCCUGUACAACCUUGAGAAACUUGAGGAAAUGGAGCCGGUGAUGCCUCUUAUAAAAAAGAGAAUAGAUUUCGACACUACCAUAGAAAAAUUCUUUCAACAAGAAAAGAUGCAGUUCAGGAAAAAAAGAAAGCGGAAGAAGCGAAUAAACAAGCAGAAACGAAGUUGUGCUUCGGAGGAAAAACCGACGACGUCCAGGCCGAAACUCGAUCCCGAGGAAGAUGAGUCAGAUGAGUCAAGUAGCUGCGAUGAGCUGAAACCGACGACAUCAAACGCACGAACCAGCUCGGCGAAAAUGGAGUGA